Messenger RNA from Fonsecaea multimorphosa CBS 102226, 1203 nucleotides. RefSeq lists its product as uncharacterized. Lineage: Eukaryota; Fungi; Ascomycota; Eurotiomycetes; Chaetothyriales; Herpotrichiellaceae. Gene Ontology annotation, molecular function: FAD binding; monooxygenase activity. Bases 1 to 1203 code for a protein of 400 amino acids. The record is from RefSeq and is a predicted model, not a curated record. The transcript is spliced from 2 exons.
AUGUCCAGGCCACGGGCAAUCAUCGUGGGUGGUGGAAUCAGCGGGAUCGCGGCGGCUCUAGCGUUCGAUCAGAUCGGGCUUGAAGUGGUCGUUUACGAACUUCGAACGGUUCCUGCCACAGUUGGUGGUGCGGUAAAUCUGACCCCGACGGCUUUACGAUACCUCGACCACCUGGGCGUGCUCGAUGAGGCCCGAAACCUCGCCGCGGAAACCAGGGCCAUGGAGGUGUUCUCCAUUGACAGUGGCAGAAAACUGGGUAUUGUUGAUUUUGACAGAGCGGACAAGGUCGGCUAUGGGGCCAUGAGAAUAACGAGAUGGGAUCUGCUCAGUUGUCUGUUGGCUGGAGCUAAAAAGAGGGAUAUCAACAUUCAAUAUGGCGCAAAACUCGUCGAGAUCACCGAAAGGAGUGAUAAAGUCACCGCCAAAUUUGCGGACGGAAGACGAGACAGCGGUGACCUUCUUAUCGGAGCUGACGGGAUCUUCAGCGCCACACGCAUGAAGUAUGUUGACCCUGGAUCAAAACCUGUAUACACCGGCUGUGUUGCCGCCGGAGGCAUUUUGAGAGCAGAUCUGGUCAAGUCACCCAUCCAUUUCAAAGACGCUGCGGUCAAUCUUUCCGAGAACGGGAUGCUGGUGACAGCUUACUGCAACAAGGAACGAUCGAAUUUGUACAUCGCCGUUACGAUGAGCAAGCCAGAUGAAGCACGAGAGGGCUGGACAAUGACUGAUCAAGAGGCCAAAGAAACCAAGAAAUACAUGAUCCAGCGGUAUGCUUCGACGAGCAUCCCUUGCAUUAAGGAGAUCAUCGAUCACUGGGAUGACCAGUUUUACUGGCCUGUCCGCAUGUUGGAAUCACAGGGUUCAUGGUGGAAGGGCCGUGUCGGUUUGAUGGGUGACGCAUGCCACGCUAUGCCUCCCAAUGGCGAAAGCGUUGGAUUCUGCCUCGAGGACGCCGUUUUAUUAUCGACAUUGUUUCAACGUAGAGGCUGCUCUUCUCCAAGUGCCAUUUUCCAAGAGUUCGAAAGCCUCCGGAGGCACGAGAUGGAACAGGCCAAGGAAGAUGCCCUCGUAAGAUGGGGUAGUGCUGGAAAGGUCAGCUGGUUGAGAUGGAAAGUCCGGGAGCUGUUGGCUCCGUGGUACUUUUGGUGGACGCAAGGCGGCAGAGAUGCGGUGUUCGCAAAGGAUGUUCGCACUAUGAUAUAG